ACGCGACGUCGUCAAGCAUAUAAGGCCGGUCCUGCUCAGCAAGAGCGACCGAUAGUGCACCCUAUGCCGCCCUCCGAGUUUUUAGAACUCGCUUCAGGAACAAACCGUUCAAACGCUGUGGCGAUAGUGCGUGUCCGCCAUCCUGAACUCGACCACACCAAAAUGGACGACACCGAGCUGCUGUACUGGGGCCGUUAUCACAUCGCCUUCAACGGCACCUUUCACGAUUGGCUCGCAAUGAUGAAGAGCAAGUUCAAGUACGGUGAUAGCAUCACAGAUAGCGAAGCUAUGGAGGAGGUCCGGCAGCAUGCGAAGGCGGUCCUCGACCAGUCGAUACCCAUCAUUGGAGUAAGCGCCUUGUGUCUCGCAUCAUUCAUCCCACUGAUACUCGAACAAUCAGCGCCUACCCGUGCCCGGAGAGCGCGACGUCCAUUAUCUCUCAGUGCCGAAUGUGAACUUCGCCGUCCGUAUCUGGGGCAAAGGCAUGGAAGCCUGUCAUACGUACUGCCUCGAUUUCGUCGACAGACGUACGUUGCAGCACAUCCGAACUCCCCCGUCAUGCCACCUCUACAGAGUUCAAACACCCGAUCGAUAUUGGUUGCCACAUUUUCUCCGUGGGAGGGUUGAGAGGGAGGAUGGGAGAGACAUACAUGAGGUGUAUGAAGGGGAAUCCUUCAUGUUGACUGUGGGUGCAGAUACCAGGGCAGUAUUCACUGUCCCGAUACGACCUAUAGUGGUGAAGCCGGAUUGGCUUUGGGGCACCCCCAUCCUCACUUUUGGACCCUCUGUGUGAUAGGUGCCAUUCCUUCCAUAGUCGAUUGAACAUUUUCGCGCGUCGGUGUCACACGACAUUGAAUUGAAGUUAUGAGAAAAUAUUACAGAUG
This is a messenger RNA of Laetiporus sulphureus 93-53, 884 nucleotides long. RefSeq lists its product as uncharacterized. The transcript has a single exon. Bases 64 to 627 code for a protein of 187 amino acids. The record is from RefSeq and is a predicted model, not a curated record. Lineage: Eukaryota; Fungi; Basidiomycota; Agaricomycetes; Polyporales; Laetiporaceae.